AUGAAAAAACUUGAAAUUAAUAAUCAGUUCGUCACUUAAAAGAAGAUUUCGUAAGGGUCCUUUGGAAUAGUCUUUUUAGGAAUCGAUUAGAAAAAUGGAAACUAAGUAGCUAUAAAAGUUGAGAAACCAGAAAACGAACACUUACAUUCCCUUGACAAAGAAGUUGAAAUUUUAUCAAGAUUGACAAAUAUUAAAGGAGUGCCUUAAAUAUUGUAUUAUGGUUGGGAGGAUUCGUAUAAUGUUAUCGUAAUGGAAUUGUUGUAGAAAGAUUUGGCUUCCAUACUUAAAUAAAGGAAAAAGAUGUGUUUAAAAUCUAUUCUCUAACUCUCUAUAGAACUAGUUUAAAUAUUAGAAGAAAUUCACAAACAAGGAGUCUUACAUCGAGACUUGAAACCUGAAAAUGUUAUGUUGGAUGAUAAAAAUAAAGUUUAUCUGAUAGAUUUUGGAAUAAGUAAAAUUUAUAUUCGUAAAAAUGGAAUGUUAAUGUAUUAUCUUAACUUAUAAGUAAAAGACCUUUUAAAGAUAGAGUACCAUUCAUAGGUACUUCCAGAUAUGCUUCGAUAGCGGCACAUAAAGGGUUUGAGUUAGGAAGAAAGGAUGAUUUAGAGUCACUAUUAUAUGUUAUGUUGUAUUGUUUCAAAGGGUAUCAGCUUGAGAAUAGUAUUAGUUUAGUAAUUUACCUUGGCAAAACAUAAAGCAUGUACCAGAUGAUUAAAGGACUUAAAAAAUUGGAGAGAUAAAAGAGAAUAUUGUAGUGAAAGAGUUAUUCAAAGAUUUGCCAGCGGAAUUCAUUAAAAUUUAUGAGUAAAAUAUCAAAAUGAUUUAGAUAUUUGAAAAGAUUGACUUAUGCAUCAGAACCAGACUAUAACUCUAUUGUCAAAUUGAUAUAAUAGGCAGCGCAACAUGCUAAUAUUCUUAUGGAUAGUAAGUAUGAAUGGGAUAGUCAAUAGACUAAUUUAGACAAAAAUAUGAAUAGGUAUGGAAGUUUAUAAACUGAGGAACUGCCAUUAAAGCAAUUUGAAAAGUUUUCUUCUAAUUUAAAUAAUUUCAAUAACUUAGCUGCUUAGACUCCUUCAAAAUUUAAUCAAUUGCAUCCUCCCACAACAAAAUAGGAAUCCUAAUAAAAUAGCAAUAGUAUUUGUGGGAGUGGGCAUUAGAAUAUUAGUUUAUUUAAUUCUAUGGGAAUCAUUUAUUAGAGAUCUUUAGAAGAAAUAAGCGAGGAAAUGUAAGAUUCAAUUCCAGAUGAAUUGAAAAGUCACAAUUAAAUUUAUUUAUAAACUUUGCCUGAUAAAUUGAAAAAACCUAAAUUAUUCUUUAAGACUACUUAAUUUGAUGAAGAUGACGAAUAAGUCAAAGAAGAUAAUUUAUUGUUCGAAAAAUAUCGUAGUUUAAGUGCUUAACAAACCACUAUUUUCUAAAACCACAAAAGAUGA
Paramecium octaurelia is the source of this 1433-nucleotide messenger RNA. Lineage: Eukaryota; Ciliophora; Oligohymenophorea; Peniculida; Parameciidae. The record is from the annotation of a GenBank genome assembly.